Messenger RNA from Salvelinus sp. IW2-2015, 573 nucleotides. The record is from RefSeq and is a predicted model, not a curated record. NCBI's taxonomy places the organism in Eukaryota, Metazoa, Chordata, Actinopteri, Salmoniformes, Salmonidae.
AUGUCAGUGUCAGGUACAGCUGAGAAGGACAGCAGUUCGCAGUGGUCAUCAGUGUCAGGUAGAGCUGAGAAGGACAGCACUUCUGCAGUGGUCAGUCAGUGUCAGGUAGAGCUGAGAGGACAGCACUUCUGCAGUGGUCAGUCAGUGUCAGACAUCCAGUUCUAUCACUUCAUGCACCAUGUGACUGACCUGAAGAAGAAGGAGAUCAUGAUGACCUUUGACCUGCUAGACUGGAACGACAGCGGAGAGAUCGGCUUCCAACAGUUCUACAUGCUGGUCUGCAUGAGUGUUCAAUCUCUUCCAGCACCACGUGGAGAAGUACAUCUUCUUCGUUACUCCAGGCCGGUGUUUGAGUUGUUGGACAUGGAUGGAGGUCGUACCAUCAGCCCCGCCGAGUUCCAGGCCUCUGGCUUCCUGUUCAACCUCAAGGGACACGCCCUCGAUAAGAUCUUCUUCGAGUUCAAUGUCUCCGGAGACGAGGUGCGGCCCUACCCCACCUGCCCCGGAAGACGGGCUGCCACCGAUCGCCUGUAUCGACAUGCAGGAAGAGCCCAAGAAGAAGCAAGGAUUUAG